AUGGGCGGCGGCAACAACCCGCCGGGAUUCCCUCACUCCAACCCCACACUCAGCUACUGGCAGGACCCUCCACACAAGAUCGCCAACCACCGCACCACGGAGACCAUCCCGGAUCAGACAUGGGACUACGUUAUCGUCGGCUCGGGAGUGUCGGGCGCCGCGACCGCCUUCAAGCUGCUGAGCCGUGAUCCGUCACUCAAAGUUAUCAUGCUUGAGGCCCGGACCGCCGCUUCCGGAGCCUCGGGACGUAACGGUGGCCACUGCCGGCCGGGGUGGUGGUUGCACUUUAGGCUGUACGCAACCACGUUUGGCGUUGACGAGGCGCUAAAGUUUGAGGCCUUGGAGGAGGGUACCGUCCAGGACAUUGCGGAUUUCGUGAGGGAGCACCAGGUGGACAAUGACUUCCAGGACGUCGAGACGGCAGACAUCUUUGUCACGGCGGCGGGCUGGGAGGACGCCCUGGCGCAGCUGGAGUUCCGGGAGGAGGUGAGACGGCAGACUGAGGGUGAUCGCGGCUCGCAAGUGAAGAAGAAGGUCUUGCAUGGCGACGAGGCUAGGAGGCAUGUCGGCAUGCCAGACGUCCAAGGCGCGAUUGUGUACCCCGCACACGCGCAGAACCCGUAUCUACUGGUGUGUCGGAUGUUGGAGCUGGCUAUGGACAAGGGGCUGAACUUACAGACAAACACGCCCGCAUUGGCUGUUAAGCAGGAAGACGGCGGGUUGUGGACGGUAGACACGGAUCGGGGAAAGGUCAGGGCCCGCAACGUCGUGCUCGCCACCAACGCAUACAGCAACAGCCUGCACGCGGGUCUCGCGGACACCAAGUUCCUCGUCCCCGCGCGCAGCCAGGUGGCGGCGCUCCGACCGGGCAAAUCGAUGGACUCGAACUUCCUCUUUGGUCGCAGUGGCGGGCCGUGCGACGUGCCGACUGGCGACUACUUCAUGACGGCACCACGGGGCUCUCGCGGAGAGGGAGACGUGCUCUGGGGUGGCGGGCGUAGCGUGUCCGAGACGAGUGAGGUAGGCAUCACCGACGACUCGAGUGUCAACGAGCAUGUGGCGUCUUACCUGCACCGGGCACCGGCCAUAUUCUACGGUGCUGAGAACUGGGGACGCGACAAGGACGGGGGGAGAGGCGACAGCGUCGUGCGCGACUGGACUGGCAUCACUUGCUACACCCCCGACACGCUGCCGCUGGUCGGGGCGGCGCCGGGUGAGCCUGGCCUAUGGAUGACGAUCGGGAUGAAUGGACACGGCAUGGCAAUGGCUUUUCGGUGCGCAGAGGCGCUGGUGCAGACCAUGUUGGGCGACAAGGGGGGAGAAAUGCCAGAUUGGUUCCCCAAGUGCAUGCGGCUGGAGCGAGCGUGGGAGAAACCAAAGAUCAACGUCAACACUGCGUGGUUUACCGAUUCUUCCUGA
Molecule: messenger RNA, 1419 nt
Organism: Pyricularia grisea
Lineage: Eukaryota; Fungi; Ascomycota; Sordariomycetes; Magnaporthales; Pyriculariaceae
Exons: 1
Coding region: 1-1419 (472 amino acids)
Cellular component (GO): cytoplasm
Molecular function (GO): oxidoreductase activity
Source: RefSeq, a predicted model, not a curated record